AUGAAGAGGUCAAUAGUUGCAAGCUCAUCCCAGUUACCAAAUGCAUCUGUCAAAGCAUUUCGCAUCAGGAUGGAACCUGUUGCGCCAUAUUCACAUAGCAUGAUGGAACUGCCUUAUCAUACCUCAACAAGCAAUACUGAGGCACUUUCGUCACUAGAAGCUGUUCUAAAGGUAUUUUGGAAUAAUCAGUGGGAUCAGCUUCAAUACUCCACAGGAUUCACCUGCUGUUUGCCACUAUCUAGAGUCAAAAAGAUUUUGAAAUCUGAUCCUAAAGUCAGGAUAAGCAGGGAUGCGCCUGCACUGUUUUCAAAAGCAUGUGAAUACUUAAUUCUAGAGCUAACAUUACGAGCUUGGAUGCACACUCAAUCAUGCACUCGUCAGACAAUACAGCAUUGUGAUGUCUUCCAUGCCGUAAAGAAUUCAGAAACUCAUUAUUUCCUGACUGAUCUUGUUCCUUUUGGACCAUAUUGUGCCACCCAUCAGAGAGUGUUGCCUCCUGUUAAAAUGAUUUUGCCAGACAUGAAUGUUGCAAUCGAUAUGAACCAGAUUGAGCAGAGAAGAGCAACUGAUAUGAAGUAUCUAAGCAUAUCCAUUUGCGAGUUGCUGUAUUUUGAUCAUCGAGUGUUUUAA
Molecule: messenger RNA, 630 nt
Organism: Raphanus sativus (radish)
Lineage: Eukaryota; Viridiplantae; Streptophyta; Magnoliopsida; Brassicales; Brassicaceae
Product: nuclear transcription factor Y subunit C-10
Exons: 6
Coding region: 1-630 (209 amino acids)
Biological process (GO): regulation of DNA-templated transcription
Cellular component (GO): nucleus
Molecular function (GO): protein heterodimerization activity
Source: RefSeq, a predicted model, not a curated record